This is a messenger RNA of Acanthoscelides obtectus, 669 nucleotides long. The record is from the annotation of a GenBank genome assembly. NCBI's taxonomy places the organism in Eukaryota, Metazoa, Arthropoda, Insecta, Coleoptera, Chrysomelidae.
AUGGGAUUUAAUCGUACAAAAUAUGAAGCUAUGCGAAAAAAAAAGAGAGUUGAAGAAAUCAUACACAAGUUUUAUGAAGAUGACAAUAAUAGUCGUUGUGCGGCAGGAAAAAAAGAAUGCAUCACUCGCAAAAAAAUUAAAAAACAAAAAAGAUAUUUGCUGGAUUCCUUGAAGAACUUGCAUCAAAAAUUUCACAAUACGAGUUUGAUGGAAAUUGGGUAUAAUUAUUUUUGCAAAUUGCGUCCAUUUUGGGUUGUUGUGCCUAAGCUUACAGACCGUGAUACCUGUGCUUGUGUUAUUCAUGAAAACAUCAAUUUGAAGUUAGGUGCCUUAAAAAAUGCAAACGUUCUUGACUUUGCCACAUAUCAAACUGCACUGGAAACAAUUUGCUGUUAUCGUUACUCGGAAAAAUGCUUAGCGAGAACUCGCCAGGACUGCUCAUUGAAGAUUUUACCAUAUAAGGAGUUUGAUAAUAGUAAGGACAUGGCAGUCAAACAAUGGAAGCAUAGCAAGGAAUUGAUUAAGGACAUUAAAACUAAACAGGAUAGAUACGUCACAAAGUAUAAGAAAGAGAUAUGCAAUUCAAAACCUCGUGAUUUAGUUAUGCAAUUAGAAGAGAGUGAUCUCAUAAUAAUUAAUGAAAGUCUGAAUGUUGUGUUCAAAUUAUAA